This is a messenger RNA of Bubalus bubalis (water buffalo), 2784 nucleotides long. It is a transcript of the gene CUL3, whose product is annotated as cullin 3. Gene Ontology annotation, cellular component: Cul3-RING ubiquitin ligase complex. The record is from RefSeq and is a predicted model, not a curated record. The transcript has 16 exons. Lineage: Eukaryota; Metazoa; Chordata; Mammalia; Artiodactyla; Bovidae. Gene Ontology annotation, biological process: ubiquitin-dependent protein catabolic process; protein ubiquitination. Bases 137 to 2443 code for a protein of 768 amino acids. Gene Ontology annotation, molecular function: ubiquitin protein ligase binding.
CCCCAGCCCAGCCCGGGGGCCGCGCCGCCGCCGCCGCCGCCCCCAGCGUCGCCCCUCGCCUGCCCGCCUGCCUUAAAUGUGACACCGGCGCCUCGGAGUGCGACCCGAAGCCGCCGCCGGGGAGGGGACGAGCACCAUGUCGAAUCUGAGCAAAGGCACGGGCAGCCGGAAGGACACCAAGAUGCGGAUCCGGGCCUUUCCGAUGACCAUGGAUGAAAAAUAUGUAAACAGCAUUUGGGACCUUCUGAAAAAUGCAAUUCAAGAAAUCCAGCGUAAGAAUAACAGUGGUCUUAGUUUUGAGGAGCUCUAUAGAAAUGCAUAUACAAUGGUUUUGCAUAAACAUGGAGAAAAGCUCUACACUGGACUAAGAGAAGUUGUUACCGAACAUCUCAUAAAUAAGGUGCGAGAAGAUGUACUAAAUUCAUUGAAUAACAACUUUCUUCAAACGCUAAAUCAAGCUUGGAAUGAUCAUCAGACAGCUAUGGUGAUGAUUAGAGACAUACUAAUGUAUAUGGACCGUGUAUAUGUACAACAAAAUAAUGUGGAGAAUGUCUACAAUUUGGGAUUAAUUAUUUUCCGAGAUCAAGUUGUACGCUAUGGGUGUAUUAGGGAUCAUCUCCGGCAGACGCUAUUGGAUAUGAUUGCCAGGGAGCGGAAAGGAGAGGUUGUAGACCGAGGCGCAAUAAGAAAUGCUUGCCAGAUGUUAAUGAUAUUAGGUCUCGAAGGACGAUCAGUCUAUGAAGAAGAUUUUGAGGCUCCUUUUUUGGAAAUGUCUGCAGAGUUUUUUCAGAUGGAAAGCCAGAAAUUUCUAGCAGAAAACAGUGCUUCAGUAUAUAUAAAGAAAGUAGAAGCUAGAAUUAAUGAAGAAAUAGAACGAGUGAUGCACUGCCUUGACAAAUCAACUGAAGAGCCGAUUGUAAAGGUGGUUGAGAGGGAACUCAUUUCCAAGCACAUGAAAACUAUAGUAGAAAUGGAGAAUUCGGGACUAGUACAUAUGUUGAAAAAUGGCAAGACAGAAGACCUUGCUUGCAUGUACAAGUUAUUUAGUCGUGUGCCAAAUGGUUUGAAAACGAUGUGUGAGUGUAUGAGUUCCUAUUUAAGGGAACAAGGUAAAGCCCUUGUUUCUGAGGAAGGAGAAGGAAAGAAUCCGGUAGACUAUAUCCAGGGCUUGUUGGAUCUGAAGAGUAGGUUUGAUCGCUUCCUCCAGGAAUCGUUCAAUAACGACAGGCUCUUUAAACAGACUAUUGCGGGUGACUUUGAGUAUUUUCUCAACCUCAACUCCAGGUCCCCUGAAUACCUCUCAUUAUUUAUUGAUGAUAAGCUGAAAAAGGGAGUCAAAGGGCUAACAGAACAAGAAGUAGAAACAAUAUUGGAUAAGGCAAUGGUCCUUUUUAGGUUUAUGCAAGAAAAAGAUGUAUUUGAACGUUAUUAUAAGCAACACUUGGCAAGGAGACUUCUUACAAAUAAAAGUGUUUCUGAUGACUCUGAAAAAAAUAUGAUUUCUAAGUUAAAGACUGAAUGUGGAUGUCAAUUCACAUCAAAACUGGAAGGAAUGUUUAGGGAUAUGAGCAUCUCAAACACAACUAUGGAUGAGUUCAGGCAACAUCUACAGGCUACUGGGGUAUCUUUAGGUGGUGUUGAUCUCACAGUCCGGGUGCUCACAACAGGAUACUGGCCCACUCAGUCAGCCACACCAAAGUGCAACAUCCCACCAGCACCAAGACACGCUUUUGAGAUAUUCAGAAGGUUUUACUUAGCCAAACACAGUGGUCGACAGCUCACACUCCAGCAUCACAUGGGUUCUGCAGAUCUCAAUGCCACCUUCUAUGGACCAGUUAAAAAGGAAGAUGGAUCUGAAGUUGGCGUUGGAGGCGCACAAGUAACUGGCUCUAAUACACGGAAGCAUAUAUUGCAAGUCUCCACUUUCCAGAUGACCAUAUUAAUGCUCUUCAAUAAUAGAGAAAAAUACACAUUUGAGGAAAUUCAACAGGAGACAGAUAUCCCUGAACGAGAACUUGUUAGAGCCCUGCAAUCCCUCGCCUGUGGUAAACCAACACAGCGGGUCCUCACCAAGGAGCCCAAGUCAAAGGAGAUAGAAAAUGGUCACAUAUUUACAGUUAAUGAUCAGUUCACGUCCAAACUACACAGAGUCAAGAUUCAAACAGUUGCUGCCAAGCAAGGUGAAUCCGACCCAGAAAGGAAAGAAACAAGGCAGAAAGUAGACGACGACAGAAAACAUGAGAUAGAAGCUGCUAUAGUGCGGAUAAUGAAAUCUAGGAAGAAGAUGCAGCACAAUGUGUUAGUAGCAGAGGUAACUCAGCAGUUGAAGGCUCGAUUCUUACCAAGUCCAGUUGUUAUUAAAAAGCGUAUUGAAGGACUUAUUGAGAGAGAAUAUUUGGCACGAACACCUGAGGAUCGCAAAGUAUACACAUAUGUAGCAUAAAAUGCGUUCAGAAACUUGAUUUAUUAUUGGACUGUACUCUUCGCAUGGACUGGGAAGUUCUUUUAAAUCAUUAAAUAUUAAGACGACCAUCUCUUCUAUUAAAUUACAGUACAUGUUCUAGACCAUUCAGAUCAAGCCUUUACUCCCUUUGAGAGUUUUCAACAUCAGUUGAUUGAGCUUCAGGCUUUACAACGUUUAUCCCUGUAGAGAUCAUCUUUACAGUUCCUCGGGAAAAUGUGAAUGUGCUGAGUUUUGUUUUCAAUACUGUAUGAAAACAGGAAAAAAUAAAACAAAAUUUAGAAAAUACAGCUCAUUAAAAUAAAAUUGUUGGAUUUCAUUUC